AUUAACUUUUGCAAAUGACACACAAAAACAGUUAACAUCAGUCAAAAGACCUUACCGAAAAUUCCAAUUUCGCUGUUAUUUUGUCUUUUUGUUCCCCUUACAUCACGAUCAAGUUUCUACACGAGAAAAGCGGCAAACGGAACAAAACGGUACAAACAACUAAUUAGAACUCAUUCUGUAAGAGGCAGUUAAAUACAUAGAUUUGCUCCAUCAACUUGGAUUUUCUCCCAGUACGCUAUUUAUUCAUUGUAUAAAAAAAUACACAUGCUGGUUUAUCCAGCAUUAUACAUUUUUUGACUAUGAGUGGUGGCGAGUGCUGCGAAACAGACACUUCUAAUGAGUCAAAAUCGAUUGAAGCAAAAGAUGACAAAUUUACUGAAAGCACACACCAUUCUCAACAAGAUCAACAUCUUCGAGAUGAUGACGAUGAUAAACUGCAUGAAAUGGGAGAAGCACUGGAAAUCGCUGAAAAUCGGUGUAAUACUUUGAAAGAACAACUUGAUCAAAUGAGAAAUAUUUACCGUGAGCGGAGUACUGUGGAAGAAGCAAAUUUGAAAGAGGUUCCAUUAGAUGCCAAUGUGAGAGCAAAAGAAAUAAAGCAAGCACUUAAACAACCAAUUAUGCGACAAAACUCUGAAGCAAUAUCAACUGAUAACAGCGGAGCAGCGGUUCUGACUAUAAACAAUAUUCUCAACGGCAUUACAAACUCUAUCAACCGAUUAUCCGAACUACAUACCUACAUUGAACCGGAAACUCCUCGUUACCACAAUCGGAAGAAAUUAAAACGUUCAAAACCUCACGAAAAUGAAUUUGAGAACGAUAAUCGAAAUGCAAAAUGUUCGGCAAGUCGGAGCAGUUCUUGGAUAUUUAAUGAAAAGGGUGAUUCUAAAAAGAGAGCCAAACGUGUAAAAUCAAUACCUGAAUCCGGAUCUAUGGCACAUCUUAAAAAACCUGCACUUCGGGUAAAAAUUGCUACAACGAAAGAAGAACCAAGUACAACUUCGGUCAGAAACCGUAAAAAACACAAGCGAGUAGCCAAACCUAUUAAAAGACCAUCUAAACGGCCUGGAUUUGGCUCAAAUGCAUCUUCUAAUCAUUUGGUGGAAAUUUACCAUAAUUCCGCUUUAGAUUUUGCCGAUUCCGAAGAAUUAAUACAAGCAGAAUAUGGACACGAAUCACGAAAUCAUCUUCGCGCUAACCAUGCUGACUUGAGAAGCAAGUAUAGUCGCAAAGAGGUUCAAUUGCCAACCAUUUCUACCACCGAUUGUAAAGAACAAGGGGACGCAUAUGGAGCAACUCGCACAGAAGGCUUCCGAUCGUUAAGUCCGAUCAAAGAACAAGAACCUAACAUGGAUGUAAUGCAACAGCAGGAGAUCCAAUAUCCCGCACAAUAUUUCUUCAAUCGUGGUUAUCAAUCACCAACAAUAUCAUCGAAGAUGAAGCAGGUAACUCGUAGUUACUUCAAGAAUUUCUCCUGUAAGUCAAUUCCAUUUUGUGCUGCUAAAUCCACAAGUCCGAGUCAUAACAUUGGGAUAAACAUACAGCAAGUAAUGAGCAUCAUCAAAGGAAGUCAGAAUGUUCAUGGUAUCUCGCCCACAUUGGCUCAUAACAUUGGACUCGCAGCUGAACGAUUGAAUGAUCAAAGCUUCUCAGCUUUAGUGUCGAGUUUUGGAUCGCGUUAUAAUUGUAGUCAGCCAGUGCCUUGCCCUAUGCAAUGUAACGUUAACUAUCAACAACUACAGGAGAUGGCAACGGAGGUUCCAAACGACGAGAAUUUUGAGGAAGAAGCGGAAAAUGGAUACACAAAAAAUAAGAUUGAAAUUGAAAUAACCAAUAGGAAAAGCCAAGAGGCGUUAUGUUGGUCUAUUGAUCCCAACACUCAUAAUAACUGCACUUGUGCAACUGGAACGGGCAUUAGUUUUCAUCAAAUUGUCGACAAAUAUCAAAAUUGUGCGCCUCCACCUCAAAAUACAAUUCCCACUUCAAUUUACAGCUUGCAGCAGAAUAUGUAUAUACCAAAAAUACAUAAGAAGCCGAAUAAACGAUACGGACAUAUUCGUUCCGUAUACGCUCAAUAUAAUGAUCGCAAGAACAAAACUGAAAAUCUAAACGAUUAUUAUUCUGCUGGUGGCGAAUCAAAUCUGCCUCUACACGGAAAAGAAAAAGUUUUAAAAAGUGUGCUUAUUAAUCUACACGACGAAUUUGGAACACUAUCUGACAAAUUUGAUGAACUAACAAAAAUCGUUGAGGAUGAAAAUCGUUCCAAUCCUGAUAACGUGGAAAAAUUAGAAGUGCUGGAGAAGAAACUUAAUGAAAAAGAAAUGGAAACACAAAUGGUAAUGGCUUUAUAUACAGAAGUGCUCAAUUUGAAAGCGCAAGUGAGGGCGCUAAGGGAAAAGGCUGGUAUGUCGGCGGCCAUUGUUGAUUCUCAAUUACAACGUAUGAAAACGUAUCAGCGCUAUCAGUCGCAACCAAUACAAGGACUGCAACCAAACUAUAUCAAUAAUACUCAGGGUAUUCCUCAGAUUCACCCGCAAUUCUAUGCUGCUAAAACAAAAGAGAGUAAAAACAUCGCUGCGUUGCAUCUGACGAAGUUAUUACGACAGAUUCAUGCUUAUCGUGAAGUUUGCAAGACGGGUGGGAAGUAACACGUGACAGGCGUUUAAAUUCGUCGUUACCUACAUUAUAACACGUUUGAAAAGUCUAAUUACAAUCUGGCAAAUUAAUAUACACCUACUUGGAAAUUUGCAAAGGUGUGAAAUUAAAAUAUGUAGAAAUCAGUUGUAGUUAAAAUAUUCAAAUAAAUUAUUGUCAGAAUAUUAAA
Messenger RNA from Dalotia coriaria, 2824 nucleotides. RefSeq lists its product as uncharacterized. The record is from RefSeq and is a predicted model, not a curated record. The transcript is spliced from 6 exons. NCBI's taxonomy places the organism in Eukaryota, Metazoa, Arthropoda, Insecta, Coleoptera, Staphylinidae. Bases 300 to 2648 code for a protein of 782 amino acids.